GGGAACCAUAGCAGAUUGCACUGCCAGUCCCUUAGAUAUUUCCGUUCCCGCUACGCACCCACAGCCAUAAGCAUUAAGUACUGCUACCACCACCAGUACAGCACUUUGGCACCUCGCUGUACUUAAGAGUGCAUAACUCUACAAAUUCAGUGGUGUUGGAUCUGAGCCUCUUCUCUCCCCUCCAGAGGCAUCGGCAGAAAUGAUGUGGUCCAGGACAGCUCUUUGGCUCGCGAUUAUGCGGAUGGUGCUGAGCAAUCCUGUAAACGAUCUCAAGAAAUGCAACUUCAGUUACGAUAAUUCGAGCAAUCCCCCCUUCCUUGUGGACACGAAGCGGAAGGAACUCAUCUACCCGGACAUUGUGCAUGGAAAACAACAGAGCGUGACAUUGAACAAUGGGACCACCGUGCUCGCCUCCUGUCCCGGCACUGACAACCAGCUCGUCAACUACAGUAAAAGUAGCAUGGAAAUCACCUGCAGGGACUCUAAGCUGUUUAACGACAGUGAUCCGGUGUCUUGGGAGGACCUGGGAUGUUCCAGUAAAGUCAAACCCACACUGAAGUCAGGCAGGAGCUGUGGGAAGGACAGCAGAAUGUACUAUAUCAGGUGGGACAUUCGCCGGAAUCUCUACCUUUGCCAAAUAUCUGUCUGCUUUAACACAAAACUGAAGACCACAGUGUUCGUCAGCCACACGAUACACGGAAGAUUCAUCGGCGCCAAGACAAAGUUCAAGAAUAAUACAAGGUUUUUCUCUAAGAAUCUGAUUUACUACUACAAUCAGGAAAAGCAGAAGAAAAUACUGAAUUCGUCGAAUGAGGUAUUCGGCUACUUCUUAUCCAAGGGACACUUGGCACCUGUGGCGGAUUUCGUGCUGGAGGCGGAAAAACGUGCUACUUAUCAUUACAUCAACAUCGUCCCGCAGUGGAAGACUAUCAACAAUGGGAAUUGGGAGAAACUUGAGUCUGCGGUGCGGAAGUUAGCUAAAGAUGGAGCGGCCACUCUGGACGUGUACACAGGUACUCACGGCAUACUGGAGUUGCUGAACAUGAGCAACUGUAGCAUCAAAAUAUUCCUCAACAAUAAAAAUCUGCCGGUGCCCGCCCUCAUGUGGAAGGUAAUCCACAAUCCCGCUAAUCAAACUGCUGUAGCCAUUGUUAUGGUAAACGAUGUGACGAAUUCGUCAGAUUUCUGGAGCGCGAGAUACUCGACGCAUUCUGAAAAUUGUUCCAAACUAGGUUGGGUUAACUGGCAAGUUAAUAACGUGAUUGCAGUGGAUGAGUGGGGUCGGGGAAGGACACGACGUGGGAUAAAGGGAUGGCACUCUCUGGAUCUUGGUGGGGUGUGGACGCGUGGCGGCGAGCGGAGACUCGCCAUAGGACAGGGGUGACCGUGCGUUUUGAUCAGGUGGGUGGUGUUUUUAGGGGAGAUUCCUGGAAAGUAAUUCAGUGAGUGGGGGGUGUUUUUAUGUGAUGUUGAGUGGUGGAUUCGAGUGAAGGAGAGUGUGUUGUGUGUGUUUCACGCGUCUCUGAUUUGUUUAUCCAGAGUCCCGCGUGUCACUUUUAUUGUCUUUGUCCUUAUGUAAGUUGCUUUAUUUUAAAUAUAUAUGAUAUUGAUUUGGAA
Messenger RNA from Portunus trituberculatus (swimming crab), 1617 nucleotides. RefSeq lists its product as uncharacterized. Lineage: Eukaryota; Metazoa; Arthropoda; Malacostraca; Decapoda; Portunidae. Bases 200 to 1384 code for a protein of 394 amino acids. Gene Ontology annotation, cellular component: nucleus; mitochondrial inner membrane. The transcript has 7 exons. Gene Ontology annotation, molecular function: nucleic acid binding; single-stranded DNA endonuclease activity; metal ion binding. The record is from RefSeq and is a predicted model, not a curated record. Gene Ontology annotation, biological process: apoptotic DNA fragmentation.